GUGGGCGGGCUCAAGAAUUGUAUGUAGCCCGCGUUUGAUGAUAGGAUAUGAAUGAGAAGGCUAGCUUGCAUUUAGCUAGUUUGUGCAACGUUACCGAAUUUGAGUCGUUUCCGUACAGUAGAACCAGGGAGAACCGGCUAGCACAGACACGUUUGGUGCUGGGUUGAUUUCCUAUUUGGGUUCUGCAUGUUCUCCCGCAUAAACGACACGGGAAGGGGAAAUAACGCACCAGCCCAUUGCUAACAACAAACAUUAGCGAAGAUGGGGAAGCAGUUGCUUGCAGUGGAUGGGAGAGUGAGACCCUUGGGAUAAUUAUGUAAACGGACCAGGUGAAGAGGACUGACGCUCCCCAGACGCGUCGUUUAGUCUCGGCGUCUGAGGUAGCAGUGCCACCAUGUAUGCGAGCGCAAACCAUACCACAAAGGCCGACUCGGGCAGCAGCAGCAGCAUCACUGAGCUGCUGAGCGCUCUGUGUGACCGCAGCCUCUCCGGGGUGUCUUGGAAGCGAAGAGCCCUCGGAGGCGUUUCCAGGGAAGGCUUCCACCGAGCUCUCAAAAAGCGGGCGUACGGCGCCCUGCUGUCUAAGCUUUUUCAAGAUGGCCCCAAAGGGUCCGCCUCGAGACAGAGUGCCUCGGCCAAUACGCCACCCAGGAACAAAGUCCUAAUGAUGUGUUUUGACUUGCGAGUGGCCGGGUGCCGAGACGAAGCGGAGGCGCUGGAGGACCAGCUGGGCAGGCUGUCUGAUGGCGCGUCCUCUGGUCUGAAAGAGGUAGACUCGGUGCUGGAGCUGCUGGUGUGUCUUGCCGGCUCCGCGCCUCCGGCUCCCACCUCGUUCAGCAGGGACUACAUGAGGCGAGAGAGGCCCGUGGUGCGGAGGCCUCAGCCCUGGAGCUACCAGAGCGAGGAGCUGCAAAGGCUCGAGGCCAGGGCGUGGGGUCUGGUGUGUGCAGAGGAAUGGGGGACUCUAGAGACUCUGUGCGGAACUCAGAGGUUCAUGGACUCUCUGCCGGGUACGGGGUUGCUGGCUUUGAAGACUAAAGCGGACGCAGAGGAAAGAUUUGAGAAGGAAACUAGGCUGACAUUGUUUGGAGCACUGCAGCACACUCGAACUUCAGACAUGGACAUCCGACUGGACCUCCCUCCUGUUCCCAGUAAUAUAGAUGUUACUGGCCUGGCAAUCAGGGUUCCUCACUAUUUAGAUCAGUCUGAGGAUGAGGGCUUCCAGUCUGCCUCGAACCUGACCCCAGACUCUCAGUCGGAGCCGAGUCCCGUUCCAGAUGUUGACAUCUGGGAGGCUCUCCGUACGUUUGAGCCUGGAAGACGCCGCUGCUGGGAGUCUAUUGGCUGCCCACCAGGUAAAAGGGAGUCGUCGUUUCUCACAGAGGGAGGCAGGGAGACGUUUGACCAGCUCUAUCGGCUGUGGGAGGGAGAGAUGAGGGUUGCCAGUUCCGGCGCGUCCUCUCCCGUCCUCACGCUGCCCCUGGACUCCCAGACCCAAUUAGUAUCCAACCUCCUGAAUGUGCUGCUAGGAGUGGCGUCCACCACCUUCCCCCUCAACCAGAGCGUUCAGUUCGACGUCAGGCCCGGCGUCUGCGUGUCGGGAGCCUCUCCGGAGAGCGUGUCUCGUCUUCUGGGGGAGCUGGCCCAGUACGGCACCUACUACCUCAGGCUGAGUCGCUUCUCUCUCCAGAGUGCUGACAAGAAGGGCCUAGUCUUCCAGGCGUUCACCGGCGCUCUGAGGAAGUAUCUCCAUUACUACAGAGCUUGCGUUCUCAGCACUCCACCCACGCUCAGCCUGUUGACGAUUGGCUUCCUUUUCCGCAAAGUGGGCCGCCAACUCAGGUACCUGUCGGAGCUGUGCUGCGUGGACGGACCUUCAGGCUCAGGCCAGGCCACCUUCCCUACGGGUGUUAAGCUGCUCUCCUACCUCUACAACGAGGCCCAGAGUAACUGCAGCAACGAGAACUAUCCCGUCCUGCUGUCCCUGUUGAAGAGCUGCUGCGAGCCUUACACACGGUUUGUGUCCGACUGGGUGUACAGCGGCGUGUUUGGAGACGUUUACGGGGAGUUCAUGAUCCAGGUCAACGAGGAGUACCUCAGUUUCAGAGACAAACACUUCUGGGUCCAAGGCUACACUCUGAUCUCGAAGGAUGUAGAGGACUGUGUGCCAGUCUUCCUGAGACACAUCGCCAACGACGUCUACGUCUGUGGGAAGACUAUAAACCUGCUCAAAAUCUGCUGUCCACAGCACUACAUCUGCUGGUCGGAGCUGCCGGCGCCUCGCAUCGCCGUCACCUUCUCCCUGCAGGAGGUGGAGGAGAUCGAGCGAGAGUGCGCCGUGUACCGCGGACGCAUGGAGAGGAUCGCGAAGCACAGCGCCACCAGCAGGGAGGAGCAGGCCCUGCGAGCAGAGCGAGCGCGCCAGGAGCUGAUCAAUCAGGUCAGGGAGUCAGCAGCCAAAACCCUGGAGAGCAUCCGAGGGCGCCAGGUGUCACAGCGUCUGGCUGAGGAGGCCAAGAAAAGGGAGCGCUUUGAGGAGCUGAAGCAGCACCUGGAACAGGAGCAGGAGUGGCGAAGCGCGGCCAAGAAGAAGCAGGAGGAGAACGACUUCAGCUUCGCCAGAGAGCUGAGAGACCGAGAAAAGAGACUGCAAGCCCUGGAGGAGCAGCUGGAGCAGAGAGCCAGGAAGGAGCUGAUUGCUCAGUACAGCCGUUUGUCGGAGGAAGCGGCUCGCAGAGAGAGACGGGCCAUGUGGCGAGCACAGAGAAUGAGACUCGACGAAGCCAGGGAGCAGUUCCUAAAGCUCGAUGGGCAGAAAAUACAGGCGUUGCUGGAUCAAUACCCCUUAGGCCAGGAGAGCCCUCCGAUGGACGCACUGCUCUCUGGUCCCUCAGUUACACCUCAACAAACCCUUGAUUUUCCCACUCAGGAGGAGCAGCAGGCAGACAUUCAAGGAUCAGAAGCUGUGUCCCCGCCACUUAAUCCGUCUGCAGCAGACCCUCCUCUCAUCUCUGAGGACUCUGACAUCUGUGACCUUCUCCCUAAAUCUCCCAAGCCUGGCAGUCAGCAAGUGGAUAAAACCCAGGAGGAGAUUGGCUCUGACCUACCUAACGCCCGUCCUGCUCCACCACUCGUUGACUAUGACUUUAGUGCCCCCUUUAGUCCGCUCGAGGGUAUCGCUGGCCAAGCCUCUGCUCUGUCCAGGCCUCGGUGGGGGCCUGCAGUCCAGCCUGAGCUCAUGCACCACCCUGUUCUCGCAGAAGACAACGUGUCUGAAGUUCAGAAUAUUGAUAGUUUUCCUCUGGGUCAGGGGACACAGGAGGAGGGUCCAAAUACGAGCGUUCAUAAGGAGCGCUCACAACCGUCUGGCUCGGGUACAGAGCAGAGUCAGAAUGAACCUGAGCCAGGAGACGAGAAAGACCAAAGCUCAGGGAGUCAAGCUAAACGUGAUGGAGGUGUUUCUCUUCUAGACAUUCAGGGUUGUGUCCCCGUUGUGCAAGUAAAGGUGGGAGAGCUUGUUUCAGACGGAAGCUCCUCCCAGCCUUCUCUCAGCACCCACGGCCAUUCGUCUGAUGCUCACAUGAAGGUUGGACAGUACGUCUCCGAGGUAACUGGCCAGCUUCUCCUCCCUAACGUUCACGGCCAUGCUUCAGACUCUCACAUCAAGAUCGGUGAACACAUGUCCGAAGUCAGCGCUCCUGCGCCGUUCUCCAGUGUCCACGGUCACUCCUCUGAUGCUCACAUCAGAAUUGGGGAUUAUGUUUCUGAGUUUUCCCCUCUUCUCCGUGUCCCUAACGUCCACGGUCACGUCUCAGACGGCCACAUCAAGGUUGGAGGGCACGUCUCUGACGUAGAGGUGCCCUUACCGUCACAAAACGUGCACGGCCACAGUUCUGAUGCGCAUAUAAAAGUCGGAGAAAAUGUUUCCGACGUUGCUGCUCUGCAGCCUGCCCCCAGUAUUCAUGGCCACUCCUCUGACGCUAACAUAAAAGUGGGCGAGUUUGUGUCCAACGUCGCUGACGCCAGGCCCCGUUGGAGUAAGCAUGGGCAUGCCUCUGACUGUGUCCUUCAGCCAGGCUGUGCGGUCUCUGGAUCAACGCCCGCCUCAGCCCCUCUGCCCGGGAGCUCUUACGGUCACUCCUCGGACUCAGCCUUAGGCACCGGGUGUGUGGUCCAGGGAGAUGAGCCCAAACGACCUGCCUUACCCGGCAGCGCCCACGGUCACUCGUCAGACUCCGCUUUGGGCGUCGGGUGUCUCGUUUCAAAAGCCGAUCCGCUCCCAUCGCCGCUCCCAGGCAGCGCCUACGGUCACUCAUCAGACUCUUCGCUGGGCGUUGGAUGUCUCGUCUCAAAAGCCGAUCCGCUCCCAUCGCCGCUCCCAGGCAGCGCCUACGGUCACUCAUCUGAUUCGGCACUGGGGGUCGGAUGCGUGGUGAGAGGAAAAGAAGAUCAAAGCCAGGAAAAGACGACGGACAAGGACGAUAAAGGCAGCCCCACCGAGCCCCUUGUUGACGGGACGGGGUCCUGGACCUCUGCUUUGUGGUUGUCCCCCGGAGAGAAGUCCCAGCAGGAAUACCUGAUGGCCCUGUGCGCCCAGUACCAGGUGGAGCACUACGAGGACUGCUACAACCUACUAGCUUCGUCCCCCGAGUCCCAGCUGCUGAGGCAGGUAACGCGGGGGCCCUGGGGCCUUCCCAUGGACCCGACGCUCCGCAGAGCCACAGACACCACAGCUGUCCAGCUCAGCGAGAUGGUUUCCCUGCCGGUGCUGAUAAAGCACUCCGUCACCACGCCGCUCAUCACACACGUGUCGUUGGUCAAUAAAGCUGUGGUGGACUACUUCUUUGUGGAGCUGGGGGUGGAAAGACACUUUGAGGCGCUGCGCCACUUCCUGCUGAUGGAGGAUGGCGAGUUUGCUCAGUCUCUCAGCGAUCUGAUCUUUGAGAAGAUGGCCAGUGGCCAGACUCCAGGCGAGCUGCUCACCCCUCUGGUCCUCAACUCCAUCCUCAGCAAGGCUCUGCAGUACAGCCUGCACGGAGACACCCCCCUGGCUUCCAGUUUCACCUUCGCCCUGCGCUUCCUGCCUGAGACCUUCCACCCCCUCGCCCCGGACUCCCUCAACUGUCUGGAGCUGCGCUACAAGGUGGACUGGCCGUUGAACAUCAUCAUCACCGACAGCUGCAUGAACAAGUACAACCGCUUGUUUUCCUUCCUGCUGCAGCUCAAACACAUGGUGUGGAGCCUCAGGGACGUCUGGUUCCACCUCAAGAGGACAGCGCUGGUGAAAGGCGCGGGACGCUCGCUGCAGUUCCAUCAGCUGCAGCUCUACAGGCACGAGAUGCAGCAUUUUGUCAAAGUCAUCCAGGGUUACAUCGCCAACCAGAUCCUGCAGGUGUCCUGGACGGAGUUCACGGCCAAGCUGGCCACGGCCAGCGACCUGGACGCCAUCCACCGCACACACGCCGACUACCUCAACAGAGCCAUCUUCAGGGGCCUGCUGACGGAGAAAGCGGCUCCGGUCAUGAACAUCAUCCACAGCAUUUUCAGCCUGAUCCUCAAGUUUCGUGCUCAGCUCAUCGCGCAGCCCUGGGACAGCCAGCAGGGGGAGGCAGUGCACCCAAGCUUCAUUGCCAUGCAGCAGUCGUACAACACCUUUAAGUAUUACUCUCACUUCCUUUUCAAAGUGGUGACUAAACUGGUGAACAGAGGCUAUCAGCCUCAUUUAGAGGAUUUCCUGCUUCGCAUCAACUUCAACAACUACUACAAGGACUCUUAAGCUGCAUGCUGGUCUGCUGUAAAAUUCACUGCUUUUAGAUGAUGUGUUGGGCUUUAUGAUGGUUCAAAGGUCCUUGAGAUCCCACCUCUGCUGCACCACUCGAUGAAGGACCCAAUGGUAAUCAAUGUUAAGUCUGUAAUCAUUUCUGUGCACUUAAAUAAUCAAGACACUGCCUACAUGGACGUAAUCUCCAUUUCAGUGCUGUACAUGUGAAACUGAUAUAAAUGAACUGUUCAUGUGUGAAUUCCAGAUUGAAAUGUUUUAAUAAAAUCUAUUGAUAUUGUUUGAUUUAAAUGUUAAAAAAAAAGAAGCCAAACAAUUAUUCUGUAAAGAAAUUACAUAUUUAUUAAAGACUGAAUGUUAACAUUAGUGGUUUUACAAAACCAGGUUUAAUUAAGUGCAAAGCUUUUCAGGUAAUAAAUGUAGCCACUUAUAUAUAAAAAAAAAAAAGAAAAGGAAAAAAA
Molecule: messenger RNA, 6240 nt
Organism: Fundulus heteroclitus (mummichog)
Lineage: Eukaryota; Metazoa; Chordata; Actinopteri; Cyprinodontiformes; Fundulidae
Gene: tubgcp6
Product: tubulin, gamma complex associated protein 6
Biological process (GO): cytoplasmic microtubule organization; meiotic cell cycle; mitotic cell cycle
Cellular component (GO): gamma-tubulin complex; centrosome; spindle pole
Molecular function (GO): gamma-tubulin binding; microtubule minus-end binding
Source: RefSeq, a predicted model, not a curated record